AUGGUUUCUAUUGGACCCGCUGUGGUGGUGCCAAUCCUUGGCAUCUGCGGUCUGUUGCUGCUGCUGAUUGUGGCGGUGCUGAUUUACUACUGCUGCCAGCUCCGCCGCCGCAGUGUGCCCGGGAAGUACCACAUGUACCCCGGAUUCACGCGCCGCCACGCCUUUGAGUUGUCGUGCUCGCCUGCCCCUGGCGUGCACCAGUCCCCGCUAGAGGUAAAGUUGCAGUGCCUGCAGCAGCAGCCGUGCGAUAUUCUCUUGGAUGUGCAGUACAUGCCGGGCCCUGCGACCGCGACAAGCGGCGGCCCUGGCGCUGGCCACACUGCGCGGCUCCUCGGCACGGAUGAGUGCUACGGUGAACACUUCAUGCUGUACACCGAGCCGCUGGAAUUCAUAGACCCUGGCAGCUACGCGAUCUACGCCUACGCUGUCUACCCCACACUGCGGGUUGUGGGCUCCGUGCACCAGUUCUGCUUCGAGGUUGUGGAGGAGGGGCGGGCCGCCCCACGCGUGGAGGCGCAGGAGCCGCAGCAGGUGAGCGUCACCAUCCAGCGCGACGGACGCGCGAGCCCGUCGUUUGCCGCGCCGGGUUGCCCCACACGGCCACUGCCGCCCCGCAUUAUCCCCGAGAAGGGGGAGGUGACGACCUUCACGCCCAUCACCAUCGCCCUCAACGAGGGCAGCACUACGCCGGAUCAGGUCCGCUACAGCGUCGAUGGCGCGCACCCCUCGCUGCUCUACACGGGCCCCUUCACCCUCUCGCUUCCGCCCUUCAACGCGGAGGACGCGGGCGGGGGGACGCCGGUGGUGGUGCGCGCGCUCACCGUCGCGGCCCACGACGGCUCGCUAACGAGCGACAUCACGGAGGCCUGCCUCACCGUGUAUAGGGCGGGCCACUCCUUUCUGGAUCCAAACAUACCGGCUCCCGUGGCACGAAUCCGCGCCGUGGAGGCGGAGCUCUACUUUGACGAGUCCAGACGCCCGCCAAACACCCAAAUCAUUUAUCAGCUUGUGUACAUUGGGGAGGCCAGGCAGAAGGCUAAGUUUUCGCGUAGGAAGGGGGUUGUGUAUGCGGGGGUGCCGAUACCGUUAAGGGAGGACGUGGCCUUUGUGUACGCCUGGACGGUUAAGGGGGACAACCACGGAAACGACCUCCUCGACCCCAGCACGGAUCAGCGCGGUCACCAGAGAGCACGCAGCUCGGCCGCCGUCUACGACUGCACCCGAGCCACGUCGUGGAAUCGCGGGCCACGCGAGGAGGACGCAGGCGGCGGCCUUCCCCCGCCGUUUAUCUGCGUCCGGUGCAAGGAGAUGGUGGUCUUCUUUGAGGACCCCCCGGCGGGUGGCAUUGUCUGCUACACGCUGGACGGCACCGAGCCCGCGCAGCCGGACACCGCCACCACGGCGAUACACAUGGCAGGGAUUGGCCUGAACGGCGCGGUGCAGCUCCCCAGGAGCCACCAAAAGGCUGUGGCGUUGGGCACGCACAUAUACAGGGAGAAUCAACCCAUUCACGUGACGCUGCUGCGGACGGAGCAGGUCGUCUUGACGGCGCGGACGUUCAUCCCUGUGGUGGACCCUGCCGCCAAUUCCGCUGUGACAGGGUACCGCUUUGGCGAGCGCUUUAGUCGCGGCUUUUCUACAAAGUAA
Messenger RNA from Trypanosoma conorhini, 1647 nucleotides. RefSeq lists its product as uncharacterized. The record is from RefSeq and is a predicted model, not a curated record. Lineage: Eukaryota; Euglenozoa; Kinetoplastea; Trypanosomatida; Trypanosomatidae. Bases 1 to 1647 code for a protein of 548 amino acids. The transcript has a single exon.